Penicillium cataractarum is the source of this 363-nucleotide messenger RNA. Its product is annotated as DUF2841 domain-containing protein. The transcript has 2 exons. NCBI's taxonomy places the organism in Eukaryota, Fungi, Ascomycota, Eurotiomycetes, Eurotiales, Aspergillaceae. The coding region runs from base 1 to 363 and encodes 120 amino acids. The record is from RefSeq and is a predicted model, not a curated record.
AUGUACGAAAAGGCCUUUCAAAAUCUUCAACAGACCAAUUGCCGCGUCCUCGCCAAAGCUUAUAUCAAGGUGGUGGAACCAAGGAAGCAAGUCAACUAUCCAUAUAAUGGACGGAAAGCAAUCGGAGGGAGAACAGUCCAACUAGACCCCGAGCAGACCAAGCCGCCAUGGUGGCCUCCCCAAGUUCGCCACCGCGAGCCAGACCAUCUCCCUAAAGUUGAGCGUAUUCGACUACUGGUUCACAUUCUUCGUGAGCUGCGUACAAGCCAUGGUAUUACUGUUAGAAAACUCAAAGAGGCGGAUCGGGCUAUUCGGGAUCUGAUUCGGCCCAAGGGCCGAAGGCCGAAUCAGAUUUCUGGAUGA